Molecule: messenger RNA, 1542 nt
Organism: Elaeis guineensis (African oil palm)
Lineage: Eukaryota; Viridiplantae; Streptophyta; Magnoliopsida; Arecales; Arecaceae
Product: TPR repeat-containing thioredoxin TDX
Cellular component (GO): histone deacetylase complex
Molecular function (GO): protein dimerization activity; Hsp70 protein binding
Source: RefSeq, a predicted model, not a curated record
GUGGGAAGCAGUGGAGAGUUGUGCGGCGUCGGAGUAGAGAGAGGAGGCCGCCAUGGACGCAGAAAAGGUAACGCAGCUGAAGGCCUUCGUCAGUUACUGCAAGUCCAACCCUUCCGCCCUCCACGACCCCUCCCUUUCCUUCUUCAAGGAUUAUCUCCAAAGCCUUGGCGCGCGAAUUCCUCCGAGGUCAAAUGAAAAAUGAAGGGGAUGAUUUUGUGGCAAAGGAUGUGAAAGACAAAAAACCAAAUCAAAGGGCUGAAGAUGCUCUUGAUGAGGAUGAAAUUGUUGAGUCACAUAUUAAGCUGGAUGGCGAUGUGGUAGAACCUGAUAAUGAUCCUCCACAGAAGAUGGGAGAUCCCUCUGUUGAAGUUUCUGAGGAGAGUCGUGAUGCUGCUCAGAUGUGCAAAGCCAAAGCAGUAGAUAAAAUAGCACAAGGUAAACUGGAUGAAGCCAUUGAACAUCUAACAGAAGCUAUCUUGUUAAAUCCAAGUUCGUCUAUUCUUUAUGCAACUAGAGCUAGUGUUUUUGUGAAGUUGAAAAAACCAAAUGCUGCUAUUCGAGAUGCAGAUGCAGCCUUGCAGAUAAAUCCUGACUCUGCCAAAGGAUACAAAUCUCGAGGAAUGGCUAAAGCUAUGUUGGGCCAAUGGGAAGAGGCUGCUAGGGACCUGCACUUGGCGUCAAAAUUGGAUUAUGACGAGGAGAUCAACUUAGUGCUCAAAAAGGUUGAGCGUAAUGUGCAUAAAAUUGAGCAAUGUAGAAAAUAUGAGCGCUUGAGGAAAGAGAGGGAAAUGAAGAAAAUUGAACGUGAAAGGCAAAAACAACAUGCAGAAGCAGAGGAGCAUGAGUUGAAAGAUUCCUUGGCUUCUUUACAAGAUGGAAGUGUUAUCAGCAUCCAUUCUUCGAAAGAGCUGGAAACCAAAUUCAGGGCUGCGUCAAGCUUGUCUAGAUUGGUCAUUCUUUAUUUCACUGCAACAUGGUGUGGGCCCUGUCGCUUCAUGGCACCUCUUUACAAAAGCUUAGCAGAAAAGCACCCCAAAGUUGUAUUCCUGAAAGUGGAUAUAGAUGAGCUUGGGGUUGUCGCUCAGAGCUGGAAUGUCAGCAGUGUACCAACCUUUUUCUUCGUGAAAAAUGGCAAAGAAAUUGACAAGGUUGUUGGGGCUGACAAGAGUGGGCUGGAGGGGAAGAUUUUGCUGCAUGCAGGAAGGUCAUAAGUUGCAAUUGGAGUUUGCGUGAAUUUUGGUUUCAAUUGUUGCAUUAUAUGCGCUAAAAGUGAAAAAAAAAAGAAAAAAAAAGAUAUUGGAAGAAGCCAAAAGGAGACCAUGGAUCCAGAUCUUUGGAGAUUUGGACACUUUUUACUAAUGAAGGAUAGGUUGACGUCCUGACUUUUUCAGACAAGUUUAUCUGUAUAUUAAUUUACGUCUUACUGCCAACAACAUAAGUUUAAAUAUGUUUUUUUAGUUGUAUGAAAAAACCUAACAAUUUAAGGGUUCCUGUGUUACAAUGCAAUACUUUUGGAAUGAACUACAUAUGAAGUUCAUGGGU